AUGACCCAGGUCCAGCGGGACUCCUUCUUCACCGCGUGCCACCAGGCCAGGUGUCGAGGAGGCGCCGGCGCAGGCGAGGCGCCCGCCCGAGCCGCCCUGCGCGCGCGCGCGCCCGCGCCGCCCCGCGCCGCCCGCGCCCGCGCCCGCAUGGCGGACGCGGCGGACGCCGCCGGGCCGGCGGAGCGCGCGGCCGAGGCGCCGGAGGAGGACGCCGCGGGCGAGCAGGCGGGCGCGGCAGGCGCCGGCGGCGGCGAGGGGGCGGCGGCCGCGGCGGCCGGGGGCCAGACGGCCGAGGAGCUGGAGAGGAUCCGCGUGCGGUGCUGGGCGUGCACGUGUCUCAUACAGCUACCGAGCGAGUCCGUGCCCGAAGGCAAGACGGCGGGGGAGAUCUACUUCACCUGCGGAGGGUGCGGGGCGAACAACCUCCCAGGCAGCGUGGCGAUUCUCCAGCCGCCCGACCCGAAGUGGUGGCAAGUCCUGCUGAAGAAGGCCGUCGGGAACUUCCUGUUCGUGUUCGUGCCCAGCCUCGUGGUCUACAUCGGUGCAGGCGCCGAGUCGUUUGGCAGGCGGGCCCUGCUGGAAAGGGCGCAGGCCCAGGACCCGAUGGACCUGGUCCAGCAGCGGAGUUGA
This is a messenger RNA of Prorocentrum cordatum, 630 nucleotides long. The record is from the annotation of a GenBank genome assembly. Lineage: Eukaryota; Dinophyceae; Prorocentrales; Prorocentraceae.